AAAUGUCUGUGUCACUUCUUUGAAGUGCACUUAUGCGCCGACGGCUCCUAUUUGUCUAUAGGACGCAGCAAUUAAUGCUGUCUUUGACGCAUUUUCACAUUGAAACGUUACCUGUGGAACAAAUCUGUCAAUCAAAGGGGCAAUCCCAUAUAAAUAUCAUCCGUGUGGCGUGAGGGAACAUCACUUGCUUUCCCCUUCGACCUGGUACACAUCUGGAAUAUAGGUCUCCACUACAGCUGCCAUGGGAUCACGGAAUCUCCUUACAAUCUUUGCUCUGAACAUGCUCUGUCAUUUUCAGUUUGUAUCAUCAUGGACAGUGAACAAUUUCCUCAUGACAGGACCAAAGGCUUUUCUUACCUAUACCAGCAGUGUGCAAGUGGGCGCACAGAGUGGAAUACAAGAAUGCAAGUAUCAGUUCGCUUGGGACAGGUGGAACUGUCCAGAGAGCACACUCCAGUUAUCCACGCACAACGGCCUCCGAAGUGCCACAAGGGAAACGUCUUUUGUCCAUGCCAUCAGCGCCGCCGGCGUCAUGUACACGCUCACGAAGAACUGUAGCAUGGGGGACUUCGACAACUGUGGCUGCGAUGACUCCAGGAUUGGUCAGACAGGAGGUAGAGGUUGGAUUUGGGGAGGCUGCAGCGACAACUCGGCGUUUGGCGAGAAGAUCUCCAAACGGUUUGUUGACGCGCUAGAAGGUGGACACGACUCACGCGCAGCAGUCAACCUGCACAAUAACGAGGCGGGCAGAUUGGCAGUCAAGGCAACCAUGAGGAGAGCCUGUAAGUGUCACGGAGUGUCCGGGAGUUGCAGCAUACAAACUUGCUGGAUGCAGCUGGCCGACUUCAGGGAGGUGGGCAACUACCUGAAAAUGAAGUACGAACAUGCUAAAAAGCUGGAAAUGGACAAGAAGCCAGCGAGGGCGGGCAACAGCGCAGACACCAGAGGAGCCAUUGCGCACACAUUUCGGAGCAUCGCUAGAACGGAGCUCGUAUACCUGGAAGAUUCACCAAAUUACUGCUGUAAGAACCAGAGCCUGGGAGUCCAAGGCACUGAGGGGCGGGAGUGCUUGAAGGGUGACAAGAACAUAUCCCAGUGGGAGAGAAAGAGCUGCCGCAGGUUGUGCUAUGAAUGCGGCCUCAGAGUGGUGGAGAAGCGCACUGAGGUCGUCAGCAGCUGCAACUGCAAAUUUCACUGGUGCUGCACAGUCAAGUGCGAAAAGUGCACACAAGUUGUGACUAAGUAUUACUGUGCGCGCAAAGGUGGGAGAAAACAGCACAAUAAAACGAAACAGAGACACCAUGGACGCAGACACUGAUUACAUUAUGGAUAAUGGACUAAUUAGUGUAGCACUGUGAGAAUUUUAAUUUCAUUAUAAGCUGUCACAUCAUCUGAAUCUCUUGUUGCACUUUUAUCUUAUAGACUGGAUUAUGUAUAUGGAUCAAAUUAUUAUUAAGGACUUAACGCUCCAUUCCAAGCACAUAAUAUGAGUUUAGGCCUUGCUGUGUUCUUUCAUUGGGUUGGA
This is a messenger RNA of Melanotaenia boesemani (Boeseman's rainbowfish), 1525 nucleotides long. Its product is annotated as protein Wnt-8a-like. Lineage: Eukaryota; Metazoa; Chordata; Actinopteri; Atheriniformes; Melanotaeniidae. Gene Ontology annotation, cellular component: extracellular region. Gene Ontology annotation, biological process: canonical Wnt signaling pathway; multicellular organism development; cell fate commitment. The transcript is spliced from 6 exons. The coding region runs from base 242 to 1318 and encodes 358 amino acids. Gene Ontology annotation, molecular function: frizzled binding; cytokine activity. The record is from RefSeq and is a predicted model, not a curated record.